UAACUGAAGCUGGCUUUGGUGCUGACAUUGGGAUGGAGAAAUUCUUCAACAUCAAAUGCAGAGCCUCUGGCUUGGUUCCCAGUGUGGUUGUACUUGUUGCUACAGUGAGGGCUUUGAAGAUGCAUGGAGGUGGGCCAAAUGUAACUGCUGGUGCCCCCUUGAAGAAAGAAUACACAGAAGAGAACCUCCAGCUGGUAGCUGAUGGCUGCUGUAAUCUGCAGAAACAGAUUCAAAUUACUCAACUUUUUGGAGUUCCUGUUGUGGUUGCUCUAAAUGUCUUCAAAACUGACUCUCCUGCUGAGGUUGAUCUGGUGUGUAAGCUUGCAAAGCAAUCUGGAGCAUUUGAUGCUGUGCCCUGCAAUCACUGGUCAGCUGGUGGUAGAGGAGCAGUAAAAUUAGCUCAAGCUGUGGAAAAGGCAGCCAAUCAGAAAAAUAAUUUCAAAUAUCUCUACAGCUUGGAG
This is a messenger RNA of Eurypyga helias (sunbittern), 461 nucleotides long. Its product is annotated as monofunctional C1-tetrahydrofolate synthase, mitochondrial-like. NCBI's taxonomy places the organism in Eukaryota, Metazoa, Chordata, Aves, Eurypygiformes, Eurypygidae. Gene Ontology annotation, molecular function: ATP binding; formate-tetrahydrofolate ligase activity. The record is from RefSeq and is a predicted model, not a curated record. The annotation marks the transcript as partial. The transcript has 4 exons.